AUGGCUGUUGUUACCGGAAAUUUCCAUGUGGACUAUGUGAUCACCAUCGCUGUCACCUAUCUUGUCACCCUCACUCACAUGGGUAUCGAUUUGGCCCAAAAACUCUACAUUUUUUAUCCAGAUGUCACUAUUGCUCUUGCUGCUAUUGUUGGUGUGAUCGGUCUCAUUUACUUUAUUAGAAACAUUGUAUCCAUAGUUUAUGGUUUAUUCAUCACACUGGUCAGAUUGGUGAUUAUAUUGACAAUUGUAUCUAUUGGUUCCUGGGUCUACUUUAGAGGUUUUGAAAACUUUCAAGGUGACUUCAAAAGAGUUGUUGAUUUUGUGGCCCAUUACGACCAGCAUUCUCUUGAAGAAGUCAAAGAGUAUGCAUCCAGUGUCAAAGACCACUCCCACACAUUGAAACAAUAUGUCAAUUUAUAA
This is a messenger RNA of Hansenula anomala, 420 nucleotides long. RefSeq lists its product as uncharacterized. Bases 1 to 420 code for a protein of 139 amino acids. Lineage: Eukaryota; Fungi; Ascomycota; Saccharomycetes; Phaffomycetales; Wickerhamomycetaceae. The transcript has a single exon. The record is from RefSeq and is a predicted model, not a curated record.